AAUAAAUUAACACAUUGUAUAUAUAUAUAUAGAUCAAACAUUGUAUUCUACUUCAAUUCCAUAAACCAUAAACAUUAACUUAUAAUCCAAAAUGAGUGAAAUCCAAAAAGAGGAAAUUUACGUUAAGAAAGAAGAAGUUGAAAAGCUAAUGGAAUACCUCCCGAAGGCUAAAUUGAGAACUAGCCAAAAGUUUCACAUGGUCUUGUAUGAAGAUUUUUGGUACUUUGUCAAUAAUUCUUCAUUUAGAAAUGUUCUCACCUUUCAAAAACACUUUGUAGCUCGAGAUAGUGAUAUAUUCAUCACAAGUCUCCCCAAAACUGGUUCAACUUGGUUAAAAUCUCUAUUGUUCAUGAUAGUUAAUCGUGCAAAUUAUCCUAUUGAUCAAAGCCCUUUACUCACCCAUCAUCCCCAAGAACUUGUGUAUAGCUUAGAGACCGAUGUCUAUAAUAAAGCCUUUGAUUAUCCUCAACCACACCACCUUAGUGAGCUUCCGUCGCCUAGGCUUCUUAGCACUCAUGUCCCUUACACAUCCCUUCCUGAGUCAAUUAGGAAUUCUGGGUGUCGGAUUUUGUAUAUUUGUCGAAACCCUUUAGACACUAUAGUGUCAAAAUAUCACUUUGUUGUUGAUGGUAUGAAACACGUGGAAAAUUUUGUAAAACCUUCUUUAGAGGAUUUCUUUGAAGAUUUUUGUGAUGGAAAAGUUGCAUAUGGGCCUUUUUUCGACCAUGUUCUUGGGUUUUGGAAGAUGAGUUUAGAGCACCCUGAUAAGGUGUUAUUUCUUAAGUACGAAGACUUGAAAGAUAAUCCUGUAAAUCACUUGAAGAGAUUGGCGGAAUUUAUAGGUAUGCCCUUUUCAACUCGAGAGGAAAAUGAAGGUGUCAUACAACAAGUCAUAGAGUUUUGCAGCAUUAAAAAUAUGAAGGAGUUGGAUGUUAAUAAGAGUGGUGUAAUCAACAACAUGUUUGAGAAGAAGAGCUAUUUUAGGAAAGGAGAAGUUGGGGAUUGGACCAAUCAUUUCACACCUUCCAUGGUUGAGAGGGUCAACAAACUCAUGGAAGAAAAACUUGAGGGCUCUGGUUUAUCCUUUAAACUAUUGCCUCCUAAUUAAUUUAUGCUUUGUUUUUCUUUGCUUUAAUUGGUUUUUUUUUUUUUUUUUUUUUGAAGAAUUAAUUGCUUUUAAUUUGAAUGUCUUGAUUUGCUUCCUUUCCUUACGAAACAAUUGUAUCCCCCUUUUGAUUUCGCUUUUGAUAAUGAGAAUAAUAAUAUUUACACUUUCUUACGUUAAAAUUAUGGGUAAUGUUAUAUGUAGGCCUAAGGGUUAUAUAUAAGAAAUUAAUACACUCUUGAAAAUGGUAUAAAAUUAGGAAUUCAUGACAAAAACACGAGAAUCAGUUUAAUUAGUGUUUAUAUUUUCAUUAUUUCCAAACUUUACACAAUUUUCAAGUGCAUAUUUAAUGCUUACUAGGUUAGUUCCCGUGUCAUGAAUGUUAAUUUUCAAUAAUCAUUAUUAAACUACCAUUGUAAUUGUUUUUAUAAAGAAAAAAAAAAUCUAAGAAUAUAGUUGACAAAUUUUGAUCAAAGUACAGAACUACAAAGAUAUGUUAGGUAUAAAAUGAUGUAAAAAAUAAUCAAAAUUAUGUUAAGAAUGUUUUUUUUUUAUAGCUAUAUAAAAAUUUGUGUUUAAAUAUGUCAAAUACUUUUAUUUUUAGUAAUUAUAUUGUACUCUACAACAUUAG
Messenger RNA from Chenopodium quinoa (quinoa), 1736 nucleotides. Its product is annotated as flavonol sulfotransferase-like. NCBI's taxonomy places the organism in Eukaryota, Viridiplantae, Streptophyta, Magnoliopsida, Caryophyllales, Amaranthaceae. The coding region runs from base 92 to 1108 and encodes 338 amino acids. The transcript has a single exon. Gene Ontology annotation, molecular function: sulfotransferase activity. The record is from RefSeq and is a predicted model, not a curated record. Gene Ontology annotation, biological process: sulfation. Gene Ontology annotation, cellular component: cytoplasm.